AUGGCGCCAGUCGGAGCCUCACUCUGCAAGGCCAUGGACCGCCUGCCUCCAGCGACCGUUGACAUGGCGCUGCUCAAGGAUGCGCCGUCGUCACAUGAGAUCGAGGACUAA
Messenger RNA from Peronospora matthiolae, 111 nucleotides. Lineage: Eukaryota; Oomycota; Peronosporomycetes; Peronosporales; Peronosporaceae. The record is from the annotation of a GenBank genome assembly.